AUGCUUCAACUUCAAUAUUUUAACGAUGAGUACGAUUCCGAUCGAAAUAUGCGUCAAUCGAUUGUUCUAAAAGCUCGUGUCAACGAUAUCGAGCAAGCUGAAAAUGCUAUAUUUGAGCUCACGGAAUCACUUGGAACAUUUUUCAUACAGGAAGAUGUUUAUUUCAAUGUGCCAAAUGGGAAUCUAAAGCUUCGUAUUAUGCACCCUAACAGAUGCGGACAAUUGAUUUACAACUCAUUAUCUGAAAAGUCCGACCACAAACUCAGCGAAUCACAAGUGACAGAAGUGGAGGAUGUGUACUCCAUUCGGGCCACGUUAAAUGCUGCACUUGGUGAACGGGGUACAAUCACAAAGAAACGCCGUGCGUUCACAAUGAAUGAUGCAAGGAUCUAUCUGGAUGACGUGGAUCAUGUUGGACAAUUCAUAGAUAUUGCUGUAACGCUGACAUCAUCAGAGCCAGAUGCGUGCAUCGCUCGUGCUAAAGAAAUUCGUGAUCAUCUAAAAAUUGACGAAGAUGCUAUUGUUCCCGCCGCUUACCUGGACAUGAUGAUGGAGAAUCUAUCGUUCGAUGAUGAUCCACCGUCAAGAAAAUCAACAAAAAGUGGUUCGGAAACCGAAAGUGACGAUUCAGUGUUGAACAGUCGCGAAUGCUGA
Molecule: messenger RNA, 654 nt
Organism: Necator americanus (New World hookworm)
Lineage: Eukaryota; Metazoa; Nematoda; Chromadorea; Rhabditida; Ancylostomatidae
Exons: 5
Coding region: 1-654 (217 amino acids)
Source: RefSeq, a predicted model, not a curated record